AUGUCCUCCGAUGAUGCCUACGCAGCCUUUCUCGAAAAGGCAAAUGAAUCCCCUUUCAAGAACACCCCGCUGACCGCAGCUCAGCAACAGGAAGAACAUCUGCAGACAAAAAGGAUUGACUCAAAUGUAUCUGUGCCCACUGUCCUCAGCGAUGUGGAAAUAUACUACACCUCCGAAACAGACGAGCUCUUUGAGCCUGUGGCACUGCACUGGAGCGGAGCGAUGGAGAGCCGGUGGCCAGAUGUUGACGAAUUCCAAUCCCUCAUUCUUCCCAACAUCGAUACGAGCGCUACCAGCGCCUCCGCGACCGCCGCGGCGGAGGCAGCAGACAUCCAAACAUCCAUCCUCUCCCCGUCCGCCUUCGACCCGAAUAACCACUACACAACAGUCACGAAUGCGGUGAUGAUUGCGACCGGGGCCGGAAACGGGGCCAGGGACGGGAAUGAGUUCGAUAUGAAGCUGGCGGAGGAGAAGGUGAAAGUGUAUCGGGUGCAGAUGAGCUGUGCGAGGGUGGAGUAUUGGGUUGUCGGGCUGGAUAGGCAUGGGGAGGGAACGAUUGUGGGGUUGAGAGCGAAGGCGGCUGAGAGUUAG
Histoplasma mississippiense is the source of this 591-nucleotide messenger RNA. RefSeq lists its product with no specific name. Lineage: Eukaryota; Fungi; Ascomycota; Eurotiomycetes; Onygenales; Ajellomycetaceae. Bases 1 to 591 code for a protein of 196 amino acids. The record is from RefSeq and is a predicted model, not a curated record. The transcript has 2 exons.